AUGCCUUCCAUCCCAACCUCCAACGCGUCCUUCGAUGAUGAUGCCGAGAAGGGCGUGGCUAGCAUCUACCCUGGAGAUAUCGCCAUCACCUUUAGCAACGAGAAGAAGGACGUGACCAUCGAACAAGUCCUCCCCGUCGCUGCAGCGUCUGAGACAAACGAAGAGCUAGCUGCUAAGCCUGUACAGACAGCCAGCAAACCGGCGAAGAAAAAGGUUUCGAAAUGGAUUUUGUGGCAGUUGUGGUUCAAUACAUAUCGGAAACUCUUCACUAUCGUUUUCAUUGCCAACGUCAUCAUGUUCGGCUUUGCUGUCUCCGGUCGUUGGCACUAUGCCAGAAAGUAUGGCGGCGCUAUGGCCGUUGGCAACUUCAAUGUUGCGGUUCUGGUACGGAACGAGAUAUUCGGCCGCUGUUUGUAUCUUUUUGUCAAUACGUGCUUCGCGAAGUGGACACCUCUUCGAUGGCGGCUCAUGUGCACCUCUAUCCUCCAGCAUCUAGGGGGAAUCCACUCCGGCUGCGCGAUCUCCGGCAUCAUUUGGCUGAUCCUGCGAACUGUUGAUGUUUUCCGGGCUCACAAGGAAGAGCAUGCCGUGGUUCUGGCGUUCGGCGUCCUGACAUGCGUCACAAUGGUGAUCACAGCAGUUGCGGCUCUUCCGUGGGUUCGCAACACGCAUCACAACGUCUUCGAACGUUGGCACCGUUUCAUGGGGUGGUUCUCAUUGGUCCUGACUUGGAUGUUCGUCCUGCUCGGCGACCUAUGGGAUACGACAACCAAGCAAUGGAAUCUCGGCGGGGAGCACAUUGUCAAACAGCAAGACUUUUGGUAUGUCAUGUGCAUGACCGCCUGGAUUGCUCUCCCCUGGAUAUGCACGCGUAAGGUCCCCGUCGAGGUUGAGCUUCCAUCCAACAAGGUUGCAGUCCUGCGCUUCGAGCGGGGCAUGCAGCAAAGCUUGCUGGCGCGCAUCAGCCGAAGCGCGGUGAAGGAGUACCACGCCUUCGGUAUUAUCUCAGAAGGGACGCACGCAAAGUAUCACUAUCUUGUCUGCGGUGUCCAAGGCGACUUCACACGUAGCCUGGUCAAUGACCCGCCUAAGUACAUUUGGACCCGUGAACUCAAGUUUGCAGGCGUCUCGAACACAUCGGCGCUGUACAAGCGCGGCAUCCGUAUCUGUACAGGUACGGGCAUCGGGGCCGCGCUCUCUACGUGUAUACAGUCGCCAAAUUGGUUCCUCAUCUGGAUAGGCUCGGAUCAGGAAAAGACGUUCGGUCCGACCAUUAGCGGGCUCAUCAAGAGUAACAUCGAACCGGAGCGCUACCUUCUAUGGGAUAGCAAGGUGCGCGGUGGGCGCCCCGACACGCGGAAGAUCCUCAAAGAAGUAUACAAGUCUUUCAAUGCUGAAGUCGUGUUCAUCACUUCUAACUACACUGGGAAUUCGGAAAUGAUGCAGGCGUGCAAGGAGGAGGGCAUUCCAUGCUUUGGCACACUGUGGGAUUUCGUAAGUGCAGAUAGAUCUCUCACAGGUCGAGGCUUACAGGCAUAUGGUUGGGGCUAG
Messenger RNA from Rhodofomes roseus, 1551 nucleotides. RefSeq lists its product as uncharacterized. NCBI's taxonomy places the organism in Eukaryota, Fungi, Basidiomycota, Agaricomycetes, Polyporales, Fomitopsidaceae. The transcript is spliced from 14 exons. The record is from RefSeq and is a predicted model, not a curated record. The coding region runs from base 1 to 1551 and encodes 516 amino acids.